This is a messenger RNA of Letharia lupina, 1044 nucleotides long. RefSeq lists its product as uncharacterized. The record is from RefSeq and is a predicted model, not a curated record. The transcript has 4 exons. Lineage: Eukaryota; Fungi; Ascomycota; Lecanoromycetes; Lecanorales; Parmeliaceae. Bases 1 to 1044 code for a protein of 347 amino acids.
AUGGCUAUUGCGCCUAUCUUCAAGAAGGCAUACUGGUCACUUGCCAUUGCGGGUGAAAAUCAGGUGCAACAAUUCGAUAUCAGCACUCCAGAUGGAGAGGUACUUUGGGGAUGGCAUGUCCUCCCUCUUACGUUAUACGCCGAAAACGAGAGAGCUGUGACUGGGCAGACUAAUGGAGCUGAGGACUAUGAGAAAUCAUGGGCUUUCAAGCUUCUGGCUGAGGAUCCUGAGAGCCGCCUAAUCAUAUACUUCCAUGGCAAUGCAGGCACUGUAGCUCAAGGAUGGCGUACCGAUACGUACCGUGCAAUCACUGCCGGCGCCUCUAACAAGAUUCAUAUACUGACUGUAGAUUAUCGCGGGUACGGAAAAUCUACAGGUAGUCCGACCGAGGCCGGUCUCAUUACAGACGGUAUCACUUUGAUAAAAUAUGCGAUGGAAGUGGCCCGUAUUCCUCCGGAGAGGAUUGUCAUCGUCGGUCAAAGCCUCGGUUCUGCCGUCGCAACGGCUGCAGCAGAGCAUUUUGUUCUUGAAGAUGCCGUGGAAUUCAGAUGUUUAAUACUUUGUGCAGCUUUCUCUGACGUCCCGACGCUUAUGUCGACGUACACUAUUGGUGGCCUAGUCCCGAUUCUCUCGCCUUUAAGACCAUAUCCUUUCCUCAGCCAAUUCUUUGCCAACCGUAUCCAAGAGACAUGGUUCACAUUCGCGAGGCUGGCCAAUCUGGUCCGCAGAAGUAAAAACGUCAACGUACAUUUGAUCCACGCCACAAAUGACUAUGAUAUACCAUGGUCUCACUCGAAUACAUUAUUCCAUGCAGCUGCAAAUGCCACUAGUGCGGAAGGCCUUACGUUCAAGCAGAUAGAUGCUGUCAAAACAAAAGUCGACUUCGGCGAGUCGGGAUGGACUAACUUCUGGAGAACAGUGCAAGAAGACGGUGGAAGGAAGAUUAUUAGGCAGGAUGUUGUCAAGCACGGAGGUCACAACCGUGUGGUUACUUAUCCUGUGGUGGCUAAAGCAGUGUUCAAUGCGUUCUAUAUGGAGAGUUAG